CAUUUCGAAAAGGAGGAGUAGCAGCGAGCCCUUUUUCAAAACCCCAAAGCCUGAACCCAAAAAAUAUGUCGAUACAAUCGCAGUCAGUGAACGAAGAAGAAGAAGAAAUAGGAAUCCAACAGCCAGCGUACCACCCUCCUGCUCCCGCCGACGAGUUAUUUGACAUCUCAACCACAGUUGAUCCUAGUUAUGUUAUAUCCUUGAUAAGGAAGCUUCUACCACCGACCAUGAAUGCCGCUAGUACUUCUGACAGGGUUAGUGGCUGUGAUUUUGCUUCUCAAGGAACAAAUGAUGUAAGAACAAAUGGAAGCUUGGUAUCACAAGCUGAAGAUCAAAUUUCGGAAAACAAACAUGACACCAUGGACUUCAUUGAUCAGAUUGACCGCUCAAAUGAGCAGGAAGGAACGGAUGACAAUUCUAAUGAUCGAGAAAAGCAGGUGGGUCCCGCAGUUGGAGAUGAUUCUUGGGAAGAACAUGGAUGCAUAUUAUGGGAUCUGGCAACAAGCAGAACCCAUGCUGAACUCAUGGUUCAAAAUCUGGUUCUUGAAGUUAUUUUAGCUACUCUAAUGAUUUCCCAGUCACCUCGUGUCACGGAGAUUAGCCUUGGACUUAUUGGGAACCUUGCUUGCUUUGAAGUAUCACGUAAAGAAAUUGCCUCUGUAAAUGGAUUGGUUGAAGUAAUUGUGGAUCAGUUAUUUGUAGAUGACACUCCAUGCCUGUGUGAAGAAUUCAGGUUGUUAACUUUAUGUCUCCAAGGCAGUGAAGGUAUAACUUGGGCUCAUGUCCUGCAGCCUGAGAACGUUCUAUCCCGUAUAUUAUGGGUUGUAGAAAAUACAUUGAAUCCGCAGCUUAUAGAAAAGAGUGUAGGAUUUCUGUUAACUAUAUCAGAAAGUCAGGAUGAAGUAAGAACUAUUCUUCUCCCACACUUGGUGAAGUUAGGUCUUCCCAUUAUUCUGAUUAACCUCUUGGCCUUUGAGAUCAGCAAACUGGUGGGAGACGAACGAUUACCUGAAAGGUACCCUGUUCUUGAUAUUAUUCUCCGGGCUAUUGAAUCCCUCACUAUAAUGGACAAUUGUUCCCAAGAACUUUGUUCCAGUAAGAAACUUCUUCAUCUACUUGGAACUCUGAUAAAACUUGCUGAUAAAAUUGAGGUGGCCACCUCAUGUGUUACUGCUGCUGUUCUGAUUGCCAAUCUUCUGAGCGAUACCGAUGAUCUGAUUUUAGAGAUAAAUAAAGAUCUGCUUUUCUUACAGGGGCUCCUGGAUAUCUUCCCUUUUGCUUCGGAUGAUAUAGAAGCCAGAAAUGCACUAUGGGACAUAAUUUCAAGAUCAUUGUCUCAUGUUCAAGGAGAGAUAAGCCCAUCAAAUCUCCAUCAAUAUAUAUCAAUUCUAGCGAGCAAAUCCGAUUUAAUAGAGGAAGAGCUUCUUGAUCACCAGUUAGCUGCUUCAAAUAAAGAUCAAGAAAAUGCUACUGCAUCUGGCAGAACCCUACUUAUAAGAACUGCAGCUUUGAAAAGGAUCAAUUGUAUGGUAAGUCAAUGGCUGGGCUUAAAGGAUCGGGUUAGCCCUAGCAAUUUGAUGUUGGAGUAUCCGGUUAAUGAACGAGAUCUUGAUCGAUUGAAGGACUGCUGUAAAAAAUAUAGCAAUGAUUUCGGAUCGAGUUUGACGAUUGAAGGCGUGAAAGGUUCAUCACAGAACAUGGUUUGAUACCAAAUCUCUUUGCUUAUUUAGGAUCAUCAAUCUGUAGGUUUACCUUGUGCUUUUCUUUGGUAAUUCAUAUUUUGGCAAUGCUUCUAUGAAACU
Molecule: messenger RNA, 1802 nt
Organism: Cynara cardunculus var. scolymus (artichoke)
Lineage: Eukaryota; Viridiplantae; Streptophyta; Magnoliopsida; Asterales; Asteraceae
Exons: 11
Coding region: 66-1706 (546 amino acids)
Source: RefSeq, a predicted model, not a curated record